Molecule: messenger RNA, 1816 nt
Organism: Ambispora leptoticha
Lineage: Eukaryota; Fungi; Glomeromycota; Glomeromycetes; Archaeosporales; Ambisporaceae
Source: the annotation of a GenBank genome assembly
AUGUUCGUACAGCCGAGCCUAAUUGGUGGGUUAGGUCGAUCUAGCUGGAAGACGUUACGAGAUUCGAACUUUUUCCUGUUGCAACAAAGGGGACAGCAGCACCAAAUCAGUAACCGAAAACGAAGUUACGUGCCAGAAUAUCGGAUCAUCACGAGGAGUUUUCCGCAUUAUCGAGUCGCAGCAAGUGAUGAUUAUAGUCAAAUAAUGGAAGCUUUCAAAAUUCUGCAUAACGAAAUUUUGUCAGAAGUCGAAGGAAAAAAGACCGCAAAGAAGAUAUUGAAGCAACUCAAAGUUUGGUGUGCUAGGGAAGAACAUGCAACCCCUUUUGACGAAGAUGGAUAUACGAGUGAUUCAUCGAUCACUCAGGAGGAAUGGAAUUCAUCAGGGGAAAUGGAUGAACACAAUAUUGAUGUCGGUGGGAGGAAUAAUAACGGUGUGGCUUCUUCAUCUUCAUCGAGGAAAUCGGAGGGGGGCGCUGAUAUCGAAGAAAAUAAUAGUAACAACAAUAAUAAACAAGAAACCGCACAUGACUUGGAUUAUAGUGAUUCUGAAUAUUCUCAUAAUGAGAGCUCCUCUGAAGAAGUUAAUCCGACGGAGACAUCAGGUUCAAUAAUAUCAUUGGGCAAUAUGAUCGUCGGGAUGUUAUUGGGAUGGGUUGAAGGUCCGUCUAAUAAUCCGAGUAAUAUCGAUUCCAACAUAAAAAAUAAUCAUCCAUCGACAAAUAAACCUUCAAAUAACAAAAAUUUGACGAUAACUGAUAUUCCAUUGCAGUUUAUUGAUUUGUUGACGUACCCGGAUGUUGAUCCAACUGCUACCAAAAAAGCUUCGUUUACGGUAUUACGAGAGAUCUCUUUUGUCAAACAACGGCGAAAAGUGUUGCUUGGCUUGACGAUAUCGAUGUUUGUCAUCCGAUUAUGCUCGUGGGAUCUGUUUUUCGUUUUAUUGUUCGCUGCGAAUUGUGGGAUGUUAUUUUUGAUGAAAAAUUCUGGUAAAGUUAAUGUGACGAUGGCAAAAAGAGCCGUACGUCAACGCAUUGGGUGGGCAAAACAAUGGGCUGGCGCUUUGCUACGUAAAAGAGGAGGAAAUGUGAGCAACAAUGUGGGGGGGACAAGUAUCAAUAAUAACAAUACAUUAAAUCCGCCCACAGGCGGCGUGAUCAAUAAUAGCAAAUCCAGUGCAAGUUCCUCCCCAAGAAAUGUUCCCCCUACGCCUUCAUCUGCUACACCGAUAUCAAAAGCUAUUGUUAAUGAAUCAAUUCAGAGUGGAAGCCUUAGCGACACUACACACGGCGGAAUGGUUGAUCCUAAAAUGAUCACGACUCGUCGUGGAGGUUUCUUCCUUAACUCCGGUGGAACGCCAAAAGCCGCAAAUAAUCUGCCUGACACUUUACCAUCAUCAUUAUACUCACCUUACAAUAGAGCUAUAUCACAACCAUCUCAACCUCAUCACGAAAUACAAAAUGCUGCCUCUAACUCUAAAAAACGCAAUAUGAUGGUACUGGAACCCUAUGAUUGGCGAAUGAAUAGCAACAGCAAUACCUCAAGAUCACCGUCACACAUUUCUAACCACAAUAAUUCGCAAAUAAUAAGAUCUUCAACGUUACCCCCAUUACUAGGCAACGACAAUAGUAAUAACAAUUAUCCGAAUGGGAGGUUGUCAUUGGAGGAAAGCUCUAAUGAUUCCCAUGAUUCUCGUCAUUCAUUUAUGGAUGAGCCCUGGCCAAGAAAGGCAGGAUCUAUAAUAUCGAAGUCAAAUAAUAAUAACAACAACGGCGGUGGUGGCGGUGGCAAUGGUCAUCAUAAAAAUCUUAGUGCCA